AGUCACAUGAUUUCAACAUGGUUUCACAUGAUUUCAACAUGGUUGACGUUCUGAUGAAAACAAUCACAUUAUUUCAACAUGUUUGACGUUCUAUGAUGAAAACAAUGCUUUUUCAGUUUGUGAAUUAUGGAUGAAUCGUCAGCAACGUCUAGCUUUGACAAUGACAUAGCAGCAGGACCUCCACCUACAGUUACAACUGUGGUUGGAAAGGUGCGCCCAUUUGCCAGCCUCCGGAAAGUUGAGAAACUCUUUCUCCUGGUUUCAGCCAUUAACAUAUUAGCGACGAUUGGACUGACCAUAGAACGACUUGUUGUCAUAAUUGCCGUCGAAAAGAAUCCUGACACUCCCGAUUUGACCUUUGCGAUCUUGUUGUUGAUCAAUUCAGCUUUUUGUACUUUCUAUGUGAUACAUGGUGUUCUGAGAGAAAGACGUUUUGAGAUCUUGGCGUAUGUUGCUGCCAUCUUGGUUGUGCUCGGCUACUGUGUCAUAGAGUAUAUUGUGAAUGCUGAAGGGAGGAAUAAGGUGAAACUGGUUCGUCUGAUAUUUGCGUGUAUCCUGGCGCCGCUGAAUGUCUACCUGGCAUUCCUGGUUGCUAAGGAGUUUGGAUUCUUGAGUUUCAGGAUAGUUGGAGCGUCUGAACUGCUGCAGCAUCUUUACAAACAAGCGGCUGCCUUCUCUUGUCUUCUCAAGUUUGAUUUGGAAGUGUCGAUCAGCUUCAUUGUUCUCGCACUCCAGCAAGGUACCAGGAUCACCUCGGCGGAAAUCAUCACACUUCUGGUUGGCCUUCCUUACUCUCUUGUCUAUUCUGUGUUAGGGACUGUGGCAAUGUUUAAGGAGUGGAAAGUUGCCAUGUGGAUAUUUGGAUUCCUUUCACUUCCAGGUGUAGGCUUCAUCAUUUUCAAGUUCUAUGAGCUUUACAGUUCUUUAGAUACUGAGGUUGUUGGUUCUGCUGCUGUUGUGACUUACGCUCCGCUGAUUGCUGGUUCUAUUUAUCUGAUUGUCCAUGUUGUCCUCAUCCUAGAAGCUGUGCUUGUUUACCGAGGAUUUGGGAAGGGUUUGAGAGAAGCAGCAUAUACUGCUCCCCCAAAUGAAAGGACUAAUCUGCUGUUUGGUGUGAGAGUGAAACGCAAUCCACCAAGGCAAUCAUAGAGCUCUUCAAGUGUUCAACUGAAUAAAACAACUAAUCUGCUCUCUGCUGUUAGAGUGAAAUGUGCUCGAGUGAGAAAAUCAUAGAACUGUGAUUCUGGAUGUGACUGAUGUGAUAUUGGAAAUUUUUACUAUUACUUGUACAAGAAUCACCUGAGUGAAUCGCCAACAGCCUCUCCUUUUACAAGACACAGUUCAAAGGUAUUCUCAGUCUGAGGCUGGAUUCACUUCCUUGACUCGGAGAGGUGGGCAACCCUCAGAGAGGUGGUUGCUGGUUUGCCCAUGCGAGUGUGUCCUGUCUCAUUAAGAAUUCAUUGGAUGAUGAAUAAGCUUUAUUGUCUUCUUUCUAAACUCUUGGAGGUCGAGGCUGCUACAAAGCACCACUUUGUAUUCAACUAAAACACUUUAUCUUCAAGAAAAAAUCUGAAAAUUCUUGUGUUUUCCGGCAUUAAAAUAUGGUUUGGGUAGUCACCCAUUGUACAUUUGGUUCCCUGCAUGCAUCUAUUAUCUCUGAAUUAGUGUGCUGUUAUCAUUUUUCUGUUGCUAGGUAACCUCUGUUUCUAUCAUGUUGAUCAUUUCACUGUUGCUAGGUUACAGCCACCUGAAUCAUGUUAUCAUUUAUCGUUGCUAAUAUAGUGUUUAUAAAUGUAUUUGUUAUUUUCCUAUGUCUUUGAAUAAAGCAUUAUUUUAAUA
Molecule: messenger RNA, 1839 nt
Organism: Lineus longissimus
Lineage: Eukaryota; Metazoa; Nemertea; Pilidiophora; Heteronemertea; Lineidae
Exons: 8
Coding region: 127-1149 (340 amino acids)
Source: RefSeq, a predicted model, not a curated record